AUGUCAAAGUAAGUUACACAACAAAAUACACUUCCUGAGGAGAACACUAUAAUUGAUAAAUUCCUUGAAUUGAAGGAUACCUAUCAAAAAAAGAAGGGAUUUAAUGAUGAUGAUUUACCAUCAUUGAAAAAUGUGCUUAAAGAUAUCCCUCAAUUAAAGGAUAUUCAGUCCAGCAUUAGGAAUGAGACUCUUGGGUUUUAUGAAGUUUAUGAAUUAAAACAAAACGAAAUACUUGUGAAGAAGGAUAAUCCUAAUGUUUCUCUAUAUAUACUUGUAUAAGGCAAGCUCAAGAAGUCACCUCAUGCUCCAUGGAAUAGUUAUAAGGAGGAGGAAGACAGAAAAGAGCUUGACUUGAUUACCAUUAGAUAGAGUUACUGGGAGUUUGAAGGUCUUCAAGCAUUUGGAAACUUUGAGUUGCUUCAGGUCGAUAAAUUUAAUAAUCCUUAGGCAUAAAAAUGGAAUCCAUGUUACAUCUACUCAAUUGAACAAAGCAUUGUCUUUGCAUUGAAUUUUGAUAAGGUUUUUAAGUAUAUGCAAAAACUUUAUGAAACACAAUAGAAUCAUGAAAAAUCUAAUUUCCUUGUUAAAAAUGUCCCUGGACUCUCAAACUAGUUAACUUCGAAUAGAGAAAAGAUGAUUUCACUUUUUAAACCCGUUUCAUUCAUUCAGAAUUAAGUUAUCAUUCAAGAAGGAGCUAUUCCUUAAUAGGCUUUUAUUAUAAUAGAAGGUCACUGCAAGUUAUAAUCUCACCAAGUGCCUAUCUAAAAGAGUAUUUAAUCAGAGGAUCCUAAAAAAGGUGAAAACUUUUUGUCCUCAAACAGAGGUUACUUCUCGAAGACUAUGAAUACGUUUUAGAUUGGUGACAUUAGUGAAAACUAAUGGAUUGGAGAUGAAUUAUUACUCAUGACUAUGCAAGAACGAUUUGAAUAUCUCUAAAAUCAGAUAAAAACUGAAGAAGGUGGAGAUGAUGCCAGCAAGACAAUGUCUAAGUCACAAUGGGGAUUCAACUUGAACAAUGAAAAAUCGUAGCCUACCAUAAGAUCAGUUAAAGUCAAGCCAUAAGGCAUGGCAUAUUCAGUCAUAGCUAAGACUAAUGUAAGAGCUUUUAGUAUCACAAAAGAAGAUCUAAUGUAAAAACUUUCAAAAGAUAUUCAGCAAUUGAUAAAUAAGCAAGCUCUAAAGAAGACAUAGUGGAUUUAGAGAAGAUUUAAGGAAAUCCAGUACGACGUUAAGAAAAUAUUUGGCAUGGAAUAAUCUUACCAAAAUUAUGUAGAUAAAUCUAAAGAAAUAGGGAAGUUAUAUCCUCAAGCUACUAAAUAUUCUCUUAAAAGUAUUAGCAUCCAGAAGAUAAAUUCUCCUGUAGAAAUGUCUAAAGAUGAUGAUCAAAAAGAUUCUCCAGAGUAACACUUCAAAAAGGGAAUGCUAACGACUCAGACAAUGAAUUUCUCAAAGAUGAAAAAGUCCUCUUCAGUUCAAACUUUAUAAAGAAGCUAUAAUGAAUCGUUUGAGGGGUCUCCUGAGAUUCCGUCAAAGAAAACAUAAAAAUUGCAAUUGCCUUCAAUAUAAGAAGUAAUGGAGCCAUUUAUUUCACAUUCAGAGACUUAAAAAUUCCAUAACAAUCCAGCAAUCGCUUAUUCUCCUUCAACUCAUUCAAAGAAAGAUUUAAUGCGUAACGAUUACAUCAGUGUAUCAGACAAGAUUGCAAAUUAACUUUUAAAUGACAGUUCAAAUUAAGAAUCUGUAACUAAUAGAGGAAGUUAAUAGAAUUUCGAAAAGAUUAUAAUGGGAGCAGCAUCAUGCUACAAAUACACCAAAGAAAAGAAGCUUUAUUUGCCAACUUUAAUUAAAACUAUAGAUGUAGAUAAAAAGUUGCAAAUAGUCAACAAAAGUAGACUUAAUGGAAUUGGGCCAGUAAAAGGAAGCUAGGAAAUACCUUUACUUAAGACCAUUAAUACUGAUAGCUAUAAUUACGAGAAAAGAGUUCAAUUUGAGGACAUUCAAAGCUCCUCUAAUUUUGGAUUUGGAGCAAAGCGUAGAGCAUCACCUCCAGACUAGAAAGUUAUAUUUGAAGAUCACUCCAAUCUAGUUUUUGAAUUUAAACUUAAUGCUCCUAAAAAUCUUAACUCUCUUGAUCUAGAUAUGGUUGAUCUAAUGCUCGGGAAACUCAAAUAAUGGGACAAAAAUCCUUAAACAGCGCCUAGAGUAGCAUUAAUUAGUGGAGUUGGAGAGAAAGCAUUCUGCGCAGGUGGAGAUAUCAAAUAAAUAUUCGAGUCAGUUAAUGGUAAGGCUCCUGCUAACAUGAAAAGCGAAUUCUUUGCCCGAGAGUACUUGUUGGAUUAUUCCUUAACUAGGAUGAAACCAAAGCAGAUAAGUAUCUGGAAUGGCAUUGUUAUGGGAGGUGGUGUUGGUGUUUCAGCUCAUGCUGACAUCCGAGUAACUACCGAUAAUACUGUCUAUGCUAUGCCAGAAACUGGCAUUGGCUUCUUUACAGAUGUAGGUGGUUCCUAUUUCUUAUCUAGAAUAAAAGAUAAUAUUCACCUUGGUCUUUAUCUAGGAAUUACAGGGCACAGACUAAAGGCAAGAGAUCUAGUUAAAUGGGGUAUUGCAACUCAUUAUGUCCCAAAGGAUAAUUUAGCCCAGCUCUAUUAAGAUUUGGUGUAAAAUAUCGCAACUCAGACGACGGAUGCAGAGAUAGUAGAUAUUGUAGCAAGGCAUUCAGAUCUUUCAGCUUAGCAAGACAAAAUUGAACAUGCUGAUGAAAUUAAUCAAAUAUUCUAGGAUGAUUCAAUCUAAAACAUAGUUAAAAGACUUCAAGAGAGUAACACUGAGUUUAGCCAAAAAACACUGAAAUAGAUUUCAACACUCUCACCCUUUAGUAUGGCUUUAGUUUUCGAAUAAAUUAAGAGAGGCAAGCAUAUGAAUCUAGAGGAUGCAUUUAGAAUGGAAUACAAACUUUCACAAGGAUUUUGCAGUGAUACCAAAACUGAAUUUAUGGAAGGUGUUAGAGCAUUACUUAUAGAUAAGGAUAAGAAUCCCAAAUGGAAGCACAAAUCUAUAGCUGAGGUUACUUAGGAAGAGGUUAAAGCUUAUUUUGACAGAGCAGACACACUUAAUCUUGAUAUCUCAAAGCAUUGA
This is a messenger RNA of Stylonychia lemnae, 3135 nucleotides long. Lineage: Eukaryota; Ciliophora; Spirotrichea; Sporadotrichida; Oxytrichidae. The record is from the annotation of a GenBank genome assembly.